AUGUUAUUAUUCCCUGUGUUUAUAUCAUCAAUAGUCGGUAAAUCAGUUACGGAUGAUGUUCCGAGAAGUAAAAUCAGAGUUCCGGUGCCAGUUAAUAUUUCCGGAGUAAUGUUUUGCAAUCGUGUGUCAGCCUAUGCAGUGCUUAUUAAUAUCGUGGAAGAAGUUCCAUAUGAGGCAGAAGAAGGUAAGAAAUACGGUAAAUUACGAAUUAGCGACUACAAACUUUCUGACCGUGAUGGUUAUUUCGAGAUCGUCGGUCGCAGAUAUAUUAUAACGGAUCUGUUGUUAUUGAAUAUUACUCACCAUUGUUUGCCAAAUUCAAAACGGAAAAAGUAUCGGAACUGCUUUACAAAUAUCAUGUACAGAAUUCGCAGUGAUCUAAAAAAUAUGAGAUAUAAUGUCGGUGAAAUUUAUCUGGAUCGAUUAGAAUUGCAAAAUAAUGUGCAAUGCCGUGAAUGGCCCUAUGAAUAUCCUCAAUUCGUUAAAGAUUAUAUCGCUAAAAAUCCAACAUAA
Messenger RNA from Brugia pahangi, 513 nucleotides. NCBI's taxonomy places the organism in Eukaryota, Metazoa, Nematoda, Chromadorea, Rhabditida, Onchocercidae. The record is from the annotation of a GenBank genome assembly.